Molecule: messenger RNA, 3401 nt
Organism: Hippopotamus amphibius kiboko
Lineage: Eukaryota; Metazoa; Chordata; Mammalia; Artiodactyla; Hippopotamidae
Gene: GULP1
Product: GULP PTB domain containing engulfment adaptor 1
Exons: 13
Coding region: 616-1611 (331 amino acids)
Source: RefSeq, a predicted model, not a curated record
CCGGCCCACGGGAGACAGGCAUCGGAGCCCGGAGAAAGUCAGCGAGCUGGAACGCAGGCGUCCCGUUUGGAAGUGUCCGAGGAGAUCGCCCCAAGUGCGCCAGCCGAGCCCGGGAGAGUUUCCUUCUGGCCGAGAGGGGGAGCCCCGCGUUCCCAGCCGGGAGCGACCCGGAGUCCCGAGCCUCCGGCCCCAGCCGCCAGCCAGCGCCAGUUUUGGCUUAGCCGAUUAGGAAGCGGAGGGAGGGGGCCGAGAGCGCGUGGAGGGAGGGGACCGGAGCCGGAGGGUCCCGAGUCCAGCUCGCUGUUGACGUAGAGAAACUUUCCCUCUCGGCCACGGAAACGGCGCCCCGGUGGUGCCGGAGCGGAGAGCGCCGGGCUCUGAGGACGCGGCGGCUCUCCACGCCCCUGCCCGGAGCCUGACCCGACUGCAUCCGUCAGUGAGUUAUAUGUGAUUCCGUCUGAUAUACACAAGAGAGAAAGUAAUUGAAGGAGAACUUGGAUGGCAGCUGUAUGAUUGAAAGUCAAGUGUCUGCAUAUUCUUUCAACUAUAUUUGAACAUACCUACCCAGGAUAUAAAGUGUGAUUGAACUGAAUAUCUAUUUGGUUGAUCCUCAUCAUGAACCGUGCUUUUAGCAGGAAGAAAGAUAAAACAUGGAUGCAUACGCCUGAGGCUUUAUCAAAACAUUACAUUCCCUAUAAUGCAAAGUUUCUUGGCAGCACAGAAGUGGAGCAGCCCAAAGGAACAGAAGUUGUGAGAGAUGCUGUAAGGAAGCUAAAGUUCGCAAGACAUAUCAAGAAAUCUGAAGGCCAGAAAAUUCCUAAAGUUGAGUUGCAAAUAUCAAUUUAUGGAGUAAAAAUUCUAGAACCCAAAACAAAGGAAGUUCAACACAAUUGCCAGCUUCACAGAAUAUCAUUUUGUGCAGAUGAUAAAACUGACAAGAGGAUAUUCACUUUCAUAUGCAAAGAUUCUGAGUCAAAUAAACAUUUGUGCUAUGUAUUUGACAGUGAAAAGUGUGCUGAAGAGAUAACGUUAACAAUUGGCCAAGCAUUUGACCUGGCAUACAGGAAAUUUCUAGAAUCUGGAGGAAAAGAUGUUGAAACAAGAAAACAGAUUGCAGGGUUACAGAAAAGAAACUUAGUGUUCUCAUGUGACUUUGCUUCACUUCCUGAUGCUUCUCAUGGGGAUCAGAGCAGCAGAAGCAGCAGAUGCUGGAUUCAAGACUUAGAAAAAGAAAAUAUGGAACUUAAAAACAAAGUACAAGAUUUGGAAAACCAGUUAAGAGUAACCCAAGUAUCAACAUCACCAGCAGGCAGUGUGACACCUAAGUCGCCCUCCACUGACAUCUUCGAUAUGAUUCCAUUUUCUCCAAUAUCACACCAGUCUUCUAUACCUACUCGCAACGGCACACAGCCACCUCCAGUCCCUAGUAGAUCUACUGAGAUUAAACGGGACCUAUUUGGAGCAGAACCUUUUGACCCAUUUAACUGUGGAGCAGGGGAUUUCCCUCCAGAUAUUCAAUCAAAAUUAGAUGAGAUGCAGGAGGGGUUCAAAAUGGGACUAACUCUUGAAGGUACAGUGUUUUGUCUCGACCCAUUAGACAGCAGGUGCUGAUGUCAAGAACAAGAGGUCCUGAAUCUGUUAAAUUUGUUUUGUAUACAUAUAUAUCAUCCAUUAUUACUUAUGACAGAUAUUAUACAUGUGCCAAUAUAUUUUUGAAUCUCAUAACUUUUUGAAAAUUAUUUCAGUAAAAGUUCCACAUAUAUUCACUGUUGAUCUGUAGCAUUUUGUUUUAAAAACAACUCAUUGUAAAGUAAAUCAUGCUUUUAUGUUCCUUUCUGUUUGUUUGUAGAAGAAUUUAUAAUUGAAAGACAAAUUUUCCAAAUAUUUGCCCAUAUGUGAUUUCUAAAUAAUUAGCGUCUUCAAAUUUGCGUUCAUUCUCUAGGCUGCCAGUUUAUUACUGAUUUCCCAAAAGCCAUACCUUAAUGAUGCCUUUCAGAGUCCUAAAGAGAUAUACCAAUGCCAAACUAAAUAUAUUCUAUAUUGAAACCAAUAAACAUGUUACCAUUCAUUAGACAGAUGUCAUUUUAUGUAUGAAAUGUUCAUAUUACUGUGAAAAUGUAAACUUUGAAUAUAAUACCACCAGAUCAUUUUUUAGCAGGUAAAAUAACAAAAAUGUAAAUUCCAAUAAUAAUUAAACUAAAUGUAUUUAGAGUGCUUAUUAGUCAAUGCAAGGUAAUAAUGUUAGUCAUUAUCAGCUAUACUCUAAAUAUUUUAUUUAUUUCAUACACAAAGAUUGUGGGAAAAAAUGAAAAUUUGCUAUUUACAGAACACUUAAAAUUUAAUUUCUAAUGAGAUAAGUUACAUUACUAAACAUCUAAAUAUCAUCUGACCCAAUGUUUCCUAAAAAAACAUUUGGAAUAUAUGCUGUCUAUAGUUGCAGUAUCUAUUACCCAUAUUUACUUUACCAAAUAUAUUUUUUCUCACUGAAUAAGACUAUCCUUCUUAUAUUUUCUCCUUUGAUAAAGAUAUUUUCUCACCAAAAUUUACUUUGUGAUGGCCCAUUAGUGUUGAUACUUGUAAAAAUCUGUGGCACCUGUUCUUUAUGAAUUAUCGAUAUUAUUUAGCAAAUUUAAUUUGUUUUGUUAAAGUCAGAAUCUCAUUUUUCACAAAAAUGAAAUUCCUGCUCAGUUCAUUCUUUAACGUGAACAAUAACAUUUUCUUGCAGCUGAUUCUUGAUGUGCUGAUGAACUCUGACUUUUAAAAAUGUUUGUUUCCUACACCUUUGCCCAUUAUGUAACAGACUGUAACUUGUACUAAGUGCAGCAAAAACUUAUGGUCAAAUAUAUAAUUUGGUUCAUCACAUUAUAAGAAAAAUAAAUUAAAUUAAUGAAAAUGUGAGCUUAGAUUGAGGGUAGAGCUCAAAAAUUUUUCUUUUAGUCAUGGGAAUUUCCUUCACGUGCUAAAGGUCUUAUGCAAUAUUAUAUUUGUAUGUCUCCCCAUAAUGUUCUAUGAUAUAUAUAAGCCUUCUUGUUUGCUUUCUGUUAUCUGCUAAGUUGUAUCUUAAUUAGAGUAGUAUAUGUUUCAUAAAGAAGAGUCUUUAUAAUUUUGUUUGUCAUAGUAUUUUGGAAUUUGUAUAAUGAGGAUGCUUAGAAGCCAUAUCAAUGGCUUUUUUUUAACAGAUAGAAUUUGUAUUUUUAUUGUACUUUAAAAAGCUUUAUGUAAUAGGUAUAUAUUUAGUGGCAAUUUAUUAUCAAUGGUAAGACAAUAGAGUACUUUGCACAUUUAAAAUAUGUUACUUUACCAAUUUUUAACGGUAAUCAAUUCUGCUACUGGCAUGAUUAAAUAGUAUAUAAUUGGUUAUUAAUUAUGAACAUUUAUUUCACCAGUGCAUUUUUAUGAAG